This is a messenger RNA of Fundulus heteroclitus (mummichog), 3784 nucleotides long. It is a transcript of the gene fscn2a, whose product is annotated as fascin actin-bundling protein 2a, retinal. NCBI's taxonomy places the organism in Eukaryota, Metazoa, Chordata, Actinopteri, Cyprinodontiformes, Fundulidae. Gene Ontology annotation, biological process: cell migration; actin filament bundle assembly; establishment or maintenance of cell polarity. The coding region runs from base 395 to 1870 and encodes 491 amino acids. The transcript is spliced from 5 exons. Gene Ontology annotation, cellular component: actin cytoskeleton; cytoplasm. The record is from RefSeq and is a predicted model, not a curated record. Gene Ontology annotation, molecular function: actin filament binding; protein-macromolecule adaptor activity.
UGUAAAAGUAGGGACAGAAGGAAGCUGUACCGUUUGCAUAGUGAAGGAGAGUGAGACGGGAGGUCGUUGGUUGGUGCACUGGAAUGUGACGUCAGCAGCUUGUUGGAUUGAGGUUCUGUGUCCUGCUGAUUUUAAUCCUAACUCAUUAAGGAACUGAGAGCAAGUACCCGAGCAAGCUCUCAGGGGAAAACGGAGAAAGUGACUUGAAAAGGAAGGACUUCUGAUUAAGUCUUCAGAGGGAGAAAAGUGGAGUUACUGCACAGCCCGAGAAACAGAAGAAGGAAGAAAUCAAGCACUUUGAUUUUCAGUCUCAUGACUACGUUCAUUCGUCGACAUUUCUCGUGUUUGUCGUAAAGCUCUCUGCUUGCGCUGUUAACGUGUGGCCUGUCGAAGCAUGCCCACCAACGGGAUUAACAAGGCUCUAAAGCUGCAGUUUGGUCUAAUUAACCAUGAGAACCGCUACCUGACCGCUGAAGCAUUUGGCUUCAAGGUGAACGCCUCUGGCAUCAGCCUGAAGAAGAAACAAAUUUGGACUUUAGAACAGGAUGAGCAAGAUGGUCAGGUUGUGUUCCUCCGAAGCCACUUAGGACGCUACCUUGCUUCGGACAAAGCUGGAAAGAUCAUAUGCGGGGCAGAGAAGCCUGACCCCGAGUGUCGUUUCCUUGUUGUGCCCCAGUCUGAUGGUCGCUGGGCACUGCAAUCAGAACCUUACCAACGUUACUUUGGAGGGUCAGCGGACUAUCUAUCGUGCUUUGCCCAAGCCAUUGGGGAACAAGAGCUAUGGGCUGUUCAUCUGGCUUUACACCCACAGGCGAGCCUGCUCAGUGUGGCACGGAAGCGUUAUGCCCAUCUGUCUGCCUCUGAUGGAGAGAUCUCAGUAGAUAGCAAUAUCCCCUGGGGGGUGGACUCCCUGGUUACUUUGGUAUACUUGGAUGGAAAAUACAGUCUGAAGACCUGCGAUAGCCGCUUUCUCAGCAAUGACGGCAAACUUGUGAAGGAGAACUCUAACACAACCAGCUUCACGCUAGAACUGAAGUCCGGGAAGCUGGCCUUUAAGGACUGCGAUGGGAAAUAUCUUGCGCCGGUGGGCCCCACAGGAACCCUGCGCUCUGGCCGAUGCUCGAAGCCCGGAAAAGAUGAGCUCUUUGAUUUGGAGGAGAGUCAUCCACAAGUCGUCUUUCAGGCUGCUAAUAAAAGAUUUGUUUCCGUCAAGCAAGGAUUGAGUAUUUCAGCCAAUCAGGAUGUGGAGACUGACAUGGAGACUUUCCAGAUGGAGAUCGAUAAGGAGAGCAAAAAGCCAAUGUUCAGGACCAAUGGAGGGUCCUACUGGACUCUAGUGACUCACGGAGAGAUCCAGUCCACUGCCACAGAGGUAGAGGUCAACACAAUGUUUGACGUUGAGUGGCGAGGACACAGGGUAGCCCUCAAGGCCAGUAAUGGAAAGUAUGUGUGCACAAAGAAAAACGGGCAGCUCUCAGCGGUCAGCGAUACAGUGGGUGAUGAUGAAUUACUUCUGAUGAAACUCAUCAACCGUCCAAUGCUGAUCCUUCGCGGAGAGAAUGGCUUUGUGUGUCACCACAAGAACUCCAACACCCUCGACGCCAAUCGAUCGGUCUACGACAUCUUCUCGUUGCUCUUUGAUAACGGCGCCUAUCACAUUAAAAGUGUGAAUGGGAAGUUCUGGUACAUCUCAAGCAGUGGCCUCGUCUGCUCUGAUGGAGAAAAAGCAGAGGACUUUUUCCUUGAGUUUCCGGAACAUGGACGCGUUGCCAUUAAGGGCUCCAAUGGCAAGUACCUUCGUGGAGACCAGGGAGGCACGCUGAUGUGUGACGGUGUAUCUGUUGAUGCAUCGUCUCUUUGGGAAUACUGAUCCAUUCAUACUCGGUCCAAAAAAAGGGCCUGUGUUUCAGGUGCAAAACCCACUUUGACCAAAUCAAAUGACAUGGACUGACAUCAUAACCUGCCUAUUUUUGUACUAGGUAUCAAAUCCCAUGCUUUUUGAUGUUUGUUUGUUUUUUUUAUGGGAAAGAAGUGAAUAAUUUAGAAAAGGUGUGUGAGUCUUUUUUCUCGUGAAUUGUAGAUGGGGUUUUUUUUUCUUUGGAAUGACAACAAAUGCCAACAUCAAAUGAAACAUGCUGUGUUGAAAUGUGAAAUUUGAUAACUAAGUUAUAGAUCAAUGGCUGUCCCAAUUUUAUUUAUUUUUGCCUAUAUUUAUUUAAUAUGUGUAUAAAAGUACCAACAUUUGAUGCUCACUGAUUUUAGAGACAGAAGUGUUUCAUUGCAAUCCAUUUGAUAUCAUUUAUCAUUAGGCUGUUCAGAAAACUGACACAUGAAUGCAAAAAUAAAAACUUAAUCAUAUUUAUUGCUGCUACUUUCCACAAACCAAAACAAUGGAUGUUUCAAAGGAUUUAAAAAACACAGACCAAACCUAAGGCAGAGAGGAACAGUUCUUAUCAACGUUAACCAAACACUUUAUAUGAUAAACAAAAAUAUAUGUUUUUUUGUCAUUUAUGUAAAAAGCUAAACUUUUAGGUGUGAAUAUUUAUUUGUUUUUAUUUAUUAAUAAUAAGCAAUUUUCCUACUUGCAUUGCUCUGAGUAGAACCGUUUGGUUACUGAAGCACCGUUUGAGUAAAUCAGCAAAUGGCUGCAUCAGUGGUGCUUUGAUUUGUCUUAAUGGCUCAUGUACAGCUUACAUGAAAGAGAGAUAAAUCGUGAAUGAAGCAGAGAUGAUAAAAUUACUCUAAAGACCUCAGCAGUGCUGUAUGCAUAAAGUAAAUCUACACAUUGCUAACUAUGCUGCAAAAACAACAUGUUGCACGCUUGGGGAAACAAUGCAGGACCAGAAACAUCAUACGGAUACAUCAGCAACAAAGAAGAAACCACAAAGUAGCACAUUUAAAUGACUUUUUACGUCUUGCUGAGAACUCAGAAAGUGCUUCUCUGGUGUUCUGCCUUAAUUCACAAUACACUCUAGAUCCCUUUGUACCAGUCUUUUGUGUUGAAAGAUGUGUAGUAGGAUAAGUACAAAUAAUGGUUUAUGAUGACAGAUAUUUUUUUUAUAAAACCCUGCAAAAUGGCUUAAGGAAGGAUCAGAGAAAAUUUUAAGCCUGAAAUGGGAAUAAAAUUUAAAAAUCUAGGAAGUUUGAAAAUAAAUAGAUUUUUAGGUAGCCUAGAACCAAAUGGGAGAAUUGACUGGUCCCAGCCAUAUUGAGUUAAAAAAAAACAACAACUAUACUUUAUGUAUCUUUAAUAAUGUUUGAUAACCAUGCUCCCAGAACUGAGGGGCUAUCCGAGCCAAGAGCCUCCAAAUAACAUCAAUCAUUCUUAUCUUCUCAGCAGCUCUUUAAACAAGCACACCCUUUGAAAACAUGAUAAAUAGCUUCCCGUUGACCCAUGACAGAAAUGGCCUAGUGUUCUGACUAAGAAUGAACUGAGCUUAUUACCUAUUAUUGAGCACUAAACACAUUACAAGUAGCAAACUAGAAUUAGAUGGUGAACACACAGGACAACUUAAAACCAUGUAAAAUAUUUGUCAACUCUCCUAAGGAUAGAACUGAAUUCACUGUGGUUUUUCAUGUGUGUAAUCUGCAAUUAAAAAACAUGACUUUUGGCAGCAAGCUCUAAAUCGCUUGGCUAAUCAUGCAACCUUGUAUUAGCUCGACCGAAAACUUAUUGUCUUGUUUUAGAGAGCAUUUAAUAUGUUAAUGGAUACUUUCUCUUUUAUUGUCUUUGUUUUCUGAUAUAAUUUUCAAAAUGUUGACAAUAAAACUUGGUUACAAAAUA